AAUUUAUCAUUUUUCAUUUUUGAACUCAAUAUCAACACAUAUCUUCAAGAAAAGAUAAAUCUUAUUUUAAGUAUCUAAAAGAAAAUAAAUUGAGCGUCCAAUAGACUAUUUAAAUGGGUUUUUCAAAAUUGAUGGUGACAUUUACCCUCUUGGUUGUAAUGUCUAUUGCCUUUGAUCUUCUCUCCGGAAUAAGAAUAAACGCGAAAACUGUGCCUCCGACUUGUUACGAGGAAUGUAAAGCUACAUUUCAUAAUCCAGAAUGUAACAAAUUUUGUAUAGGAUUGGCUUAUAAAAAUGGUAGCUGCAUUGAUCCUGAAGGUCUAUAUCUUUCUCCUUUUCGUCGUUGUUGUUGCAAUCCUAUAAUACUUGCACCUCCUUCUCUUUGAUUGAUCAAUAUUUAAAAAUAUAGUUAAAGAUAUAUAACUAUUUUCCUUCUUUGUUCUUUAAAUAUCUGCAAUAAUCAAAUGAAUAAUAUAUAUAUAAUAAAAAAAU
Thlaspi arvense is the source of this 492-nucleotide messenger RNA. NCBI's taxonomy places the organism in Eukaryota, Viridiplantae, Streptophyta, Magnoliopsida, Brassicales, Brassicaceae. The record is from the annotation of a GenBank genome assembly.